AUGAUAGAGACUAUCAUCAACAGUUAUUUCAAAUACAUCAACCUCCCAUUUACAAGGAGGUCGUUCCCAAGAGGAUUAAAGUUUAUAUACCACUGUGUGUUGCUGACGGACCUGAUUCAAGCAAUAAUAUUCCCGACGCUCUCGGACCUAUGCAUAUACUCAGUGUUCGGAGAUAGCGUCUUCAUCAGUCACAUAAGUGCGCUUCACCACAUGGGAGCGACGCUGGGAGGACUAUACUGGUGCCUAAUAUCCUACUUCAAUCUGACGAAUGUCAUGUACAAUACUCCCCUGUUCUCGUCAGUGCUGACGUAUUUACACCUAAUCACCGACAGCGCUCAACAAUGUUUAGUAAUAUAUGCACGCUACUACACAUACAAGGGUAGGAUGUUCCACAUCAUAUGGCACACGAGCUACUACACAAUAUACUCAUCAAUGAACGUAGCACUAACGAACUUGAUAGUGCUAUCAAUUAAGUCGAUGGACAAAGGAGGAUUCAUAGUACACUACAACGUACUCGCAAGGAUAGGUCACAUAGUGGGACCACUGUUAAACAUACUGGUGACGUUCCUGCCGCCACUGAAGAGGAGUUUUUUCUACUUCAACUCUAUCAAGUUUGAGAACCUGGAAUACGUAUACAUACUAAUAUCAGUCACGUGUAUACUAAGGAUCUAUGUGUCGUAUGUACUCAAGAAUGAGCCGAGGCCGACAGCAAUGGCGUUGUACUCAAACGACAUCAUCAAGGAGUCGGGAACGUACUUUCAGAAAGACAGUGCGAACUAUUCGCAAGGAAGGUACAAGUACCUGCCGUGGACGAUAUUCGUAAUGAACACGCUGACGACGUUCGGCUCAGGUCUCUCAAUUAGUCUGAUGAGCAUAUACAUGAUCAAGACGUUUAACAUCGACUACAUGUACCUGUGGAUAGGCUCGCUGCUGAUACCAGUCAUUACAACGCUGCUGUUAUUUGUUUUAAACAGUCAACAGAAAAAAUAUGGUAAACUGCCAACCAUAUUUAUAUCGAAGAUUAUCGCAUUGGGAGCGUCGUUUCAAAACGCACCGGGACCCCUGAAGACGUCAAUACUGCUGCAGUGCAGCAACCUGGAGUCGGCAGGCUACUGGCUCUCCUCAGAGUACCUGACGAGGAUCAUCAUGGCAGUAACGACAGUGGUGGGAGGCCAGAUAGUGCACAUGUACGGCUUCCACAGGUGCUUCCUGAUGACAGGUGAGAACAGAAAUAAAUCACGGCCUUCAGCGCUCUUCUACACAAUAUCGCUGCUGAUUCUCCUGAUCACGAUGCUGGUGUUCCCAAACGUGUAA
Molecule: messenger RNA, 1314 nt
Organism: Theileria orientalis strain Shintoku
Lineage: Eukaryota; Apicomplexa; Aconoidasida; Piroplasmida; Theileriidae
Exons: 9
Coding region: 1-1314 (437 amino acids)
Source: RefSeq, a predicted model, not a curated record